UUAUCGGCUUAUCACCCCCGUCGACUCGACUCCGAGCAGAGAGAGAGAGAGAGAAACAGAGAAGAAAGACAGGAUGCUGCUGCCGAGCUCCCCCUUCGUGUCCGUGUCCGUGUCGCCGUCGCCGCCGCAGUUCUCCUUCUCCCAGCCUUGCUAUGGCGCUCGCCCCGCGGCUCUGCGGAUCGAGGCGGCCAGGCAGCUGACGGGGCGGGUGGUGACGACCAAGGCGGACAAGACGGUGGGGGUGGAGGUGGUGCGCCUGGCGCCGCACCCCAAGUACAAGCGCCGGGAGCGCAUCAAGAAGAAGUACCAGGCGCACGACCCCGAUAACCAGUUCAAGGUCGGCGACGUCGUCGAGCUCCGCCCCUCCCGUCCCAUCUCCAAGACCAAGCACUUCCUCGCCAUCCCGCUCCCACCCCGCGACACCCGCCGCAAGUCCCAGCUCCUCCCGCCGCUCCAGUCCCAGUCCCAGGCCGGCGACGACGACGACCAGGCGCCGCCGCCCUCGCCCUCCUCCGAGUGAUUGAUUACUGCCGCCCGCCUAUGCAUUGGAUUGGAUUGGCUAGCUAGCUUAUUGUAAUGCCGUCGUAUCGUAUCAGCUCCUCUCCUCUCAAUCAAACGUCCAAUGCUUUGUUUAUUUGCUGCUUCCCAAUUCCAGUGCUCCUCCUAUUAUAUGAUCCAUGCCCAGAGAUGUCAACUUAGUUUGUCUGCAAAUUUUCUGUAAUACAAAGGAUUUCCUUUCAUUUUCAUUUCUUUGCAAUGCCAAGAUGGAUAUGUUCCGUUCCGCUUUA
This is a messenger RNA of Sorghum bicolor (sorghum), 788 nucleotides long. Its product is annotated as 30S ribosomal protein S17, chloroplastic. Gene Ontology annotation, biological process: translation. Gene Ontology annotation, cellular component: ribosome. Gene Ontology annotation, molecular function: structural constituent of ribosome. The record is from RefSeq and is a predicted model, not a curated record. NCBI's taxonomy places the organism in Eukaryota, Viridiplantae, Streptophyta, Magnoliopsida, Poales, Poaceae. The coding region runs from base 74 to 520 and encodes 148 amino acids. The transcript has a single exon.